AUGGAAGUAUCCUAUGUUACGAAACGUAAAAAAAUCAGACAAUCGCCACAACGUUCUAACUCUCAAUACAAAGUCGAUAACACAGACCUCACAGAAUGCAAACUACGUAAUAUUAUACAGCAAGAGUUAGCCACAACAAUCCAGAACUUAGUAACAACGCAGCUUAAUACUAUGAAUGACCAAAUAAACGGUUUUUGUGAAUCACUGAACUUUAUUAACGAGCAGUAUGAACAAAUGAAAGCAAAACUUGAGGAAAAAUCCAACAUAGUCGACCAACUAAAACGUGAAAACGAUAACCUUAAAGCCUCAGUUAAAGACCUUACGUCCCGAUUAAAUACUGUUGAAGUACACAUGAGGGAGAACAACAUCGAAAUAAACGGUAUUCCUGAAAAUAAAAGCGAAAAUUUAUCAAGUAACGCGCUCGCUUGGGAAACCGAG
Molecule: messenger RNA, 438 nt
Organism: Brenthis ino (lesser marbled fritillary)
Lineage: Eukaryota; Metazoa; Arthropoda; Insecta; Lepidoptera; Nymphalidae
Source: the annotation of a GenBank genome assembly